Molecule: messenger RNA, 3190 nt
Organism: Sapajus apella (tufted capuchin)
Lineage: Eukaryota; Metazoa; Chordata; Mammalia; Primates; Cebidae
Gene: GFRA2
Product: GDNF family receptor alpha 2
Exons: 8
Coding region: 708-1835 (375 amino acids)
Biological process (GO): nervous system development
Cellular component (GO): external side of plasma membrane; signaling receptor complex
Molecular function (GO): signaling receptor activity
Source: RefSeq, a predicted model, not a curated record
AGGAGAGCGAGGGAGAGCUGGGGAGAGCGAGAGCAAAGAGUGAGAGCGAGGGAGAGGAGGGAGAAAGACACACGCACGCAGAGACACACGGUCACUGGAAUUCCAUUAGAAAAAAGUGAGCCGAGCAAGGGUUAGCGGAAGAAGAUUUUUUAGAAUCUUGUCUUCGUCUUGCUGAGAAAGAAGCGACUCCGGUCUCUGGUCCUUGAAGCUCUGACUGGAUUGUUCCUGGGCGCUGACACCGUUGGUGGAUUUCUUUCCUAUUUGCAUUUUAUUCCGACCCCCUCCCUCGCUGCUUCCUUCCAGCCCUUCACUCGCAAAUCGCCUCUCUCUCCACCUCCCCAGGCCCCUCCUGGGAAGCGCAGGGGAAUUGGACCCUCGGGGACUCGCACCUUCUCCGAUGAUUGGAGGGGAGGGCUGACCCCAGGACCGGGCUGUUGGCUUAGAAAGCCGAUACACAGAUACGCAUAUAUUUGAUUGUAGCGGGCAAGGGGGGCGUCAAGAGGCAGCCCACCGCCCUCCUCUCACCCCACCCCCUCCAGCCAGAGGCGAGAAUCGCAGGACUCGGGAUCUUCGUCGGGUGGACUAGCUGGGAUCUCCGCAUUGGAUUUGGGGCUGAUUACCACUGCUUGGCUAUUAUUGUUGUUGUUACUAUUACUAUUUUUUUUUACCCAAGGGAGAAAGACAAAAAACGGUGGGAUUUGUUUAACAUGAUCUUGGCAAACGCCUUCUGCCUCUUCUUCUUUCUAGACGAGACCCUCCGCUCUUUGGCCAGCCCUUCCUCCCUGCAGGGCCCCGAGCUCCACGGCUGGCGCCCCCCAGUGGACUGUGUCCGGGCCAAUGAGCUGUGUGCCGCCGAAUCCAACUGCAGCUCCCGCUACCGCACGCUGCGGCAGUGCCUGGCCGGCCGCGACCGCAACACCAUGCUGGCCAACAAGGAGUGCCAGGCGGCCCUGGAGGUCUUGCAGGAGAGCCCGCUCUACGACUGCCGCUGCAAGCGGGGCAUGAAGAAGGAGCUGCAGUGCCUGCAGAUCUACUGGAGCAUCCACCUGGGGCUGACCGAGGGUGAGGAGUUUUACGAAGCCUCCCCCUACGAGCCGGUAACCUCCCGCCUCUCCGACAUCUUCAGGCUUGCUUCAAUGUUCUCAGGGACAGGGGCAGACCCAGUGGUCAGCGCCAAGAGCAACCAUUGCCUGGAUGCUGCCAAGGCCUGCAACCUGAAUGACAACUGCAAGAAGCUGCGCUCCUCCUACAUUUCCAUCUGCAACCGCGAGAUCUCGCCCACCGAGCGCUGCAAUCGCCGCAAGUGCCACAAGGCCCUGCGCCAGUUCUUCGACCGGGUGCCCAGCGAGUUCACCUACCGCAUGCUCUUCUGCUCCUGCCAAGACCUGGCGUGUGCCGAGCGCCGCCGGCAAACCAUCCUGCCCAGCUGCUCCUACGAGGACAAGGAGAAGCCCAACUGCCUGGACCUGCGUGGUGUGUGCCGGACUGACCACCUGUGCCGGUCCCGGCUGGCCGACUUCCAUGCCAAUUGUCGAGCCUCCUACCACACGGUCACCAGCUGCCCUGCAGACAAUUACCAGGCGUGUCUGGGCUCCUAUGCUGGCAUGAUUGGGUUUGACAUGACACCCAACUACGUGGACUCCAGCCCCACUGGCAUCGUGGUGUCCCCCUGGUGCAACUGUCGUGGCAGCGGGAACAUGGAGGAGGAGUGUGAGAAGUUCCUCCGGGACUUCACCGAGAACCCGUGUCUCCGAGCAGGGGCUGAAGGCCAACAACUCCAAAGAGUUAAGCAUGUGCUUCACAGAGCUCACGACAAAUAUCAUCCCAGGGAGUAACAAGGUAAUCAAACCUAACUCAGGCCCCAGCAGAGCCAGACCGUCGGCUGCCUUGACCGUGCUGUCUGUCCUGAUGCUGAAACUGGCCUUGUAGGCCCUGGGAACUGAGUUGGAAGAUUUUCUAAAGCUACGCAGACGAGAACACCUGCCUGAUGAAAUGGAAACACACACAGACAUACACACACCUUGCAAAAAAAAAUUGUUUUUCCCACCUUGUUGCUGAACCUGUCUCCUCCCAGGUUUCUUCUCUGGAGAAGUUUUUCUAAACCAAACAGACAAGCAGGCGGGCAGCCGUAGAGCUGGCACAGGGGUCCCCUGGCUGGGGACACCCUGGUGCUGAAGAGGGCACGACGCUCUAGAAAUGCCCUUCACUUUCUCCUGGUGUUUUUCUCUCUGGACCCUUCUGAAGCAGAGACCCGGACAAGCGCCCUGCAGUGGAAGGGACUCGGGGCUAUGCCCGAGGCUGGCUGGGGGCAGGACCACACAGCUGCUUCCCCAAGCUGUCUAUUCUGGGGACCUGCUGGGGGCUGGCAGAGGGCAUUGGUCAGUGGGGCAGCGGAGUUGGCCAUGGGGGUCCACCUUCAGCCCCUGGGCUUCAAGGAUGGAGAUGGUUCUGCCCUCCUUCUCUGCCCUUGGGUGCAGCUGGUGGGUCUGCAGCUGGUGUGGGAACCCCCCACGGAUGCCGGUGGAGGGGGUUAGCCCUGUGCUGGGCUCCCCCUGACUGUAGCCUGAAGUGGUGGGGCUGGGGACCAGCUCCAGGAGGACUUGGGAGCUCAGCCUGCCUGGGAGAGCCCCUCGUGGGGAGGCAGCAAAACUUGGGCACCAGCUUCUUUCUCAGUGGCAGAAAUUUUGAAGUCAGAGAGAAAUGAUCGUUUGGUGGCUUUUUUUUUUGGUUUUUCGUGGGUCCUUUUGGCAGGUCUCCCUUUGGAGAGAGGAAGAGGAGAGACCACAGCCGGGCGUGUGUGUGUAGCACCUGGUCCUCGAAUUCUCCUGCUCUCUUCUCCCUCCUCAUCCUCUCCACGUUCUCUUUCCUAAUUUCCUAGAUACCCGUCAGCUGUACGUACGCACCGGGGCGCCUCUCCUAACAUAUAUGUAUAUACACAUCCAUAUACAUAUAUCGUGUGGUUUCCCCUUUCUUUCCUUUUUUUAAACAACAAAACUAUGGAAAUCAUACCCAACAGAUGAGCGAAAAUGUAUUAUUGUAAAGUUUAUUUUUUUUAAUACUGUUGUCUAUACCGGGGAAAAAGGACAUUGCCCCCCAGCGCCCUGCUCCAGUCAGCCUGGCUGGGCCCUGGCGGGGCCCCUAACCCGCAUUCACGCUUAACCAAGGCUCCAAUAAACGUUCUAGGAAGCAA